Messenger RNA from Punica granatum (pomegranate), 369 nucleotides. The record is from RefSeq and is a predicted model, not a curated record. NCBI's taxonomy places the organism in Eukaryota, Viridiplantae, Streptophyta, Magnoliopsida, Myrtales, Lythraceae.
AUGGCUCGCUUUCCUUGGCUCCAGGUCUUAGCUUAUAUCACGUGUUCGCUAGCAAUCGCAAAUGCGCAAGGUCCGGCUGCCUCGCCCUCCAAUCCACCUCCUGCUUCUGUAACGCCCUCCUCCACUGUGCAGCCACCGGUAAGUACAACACCGCCUCCCUUAGCUCCAACUACACCUCCACCUACAGCAGCUACACCUCCAACAGCUGCAGCAACCACACCUCCACCAGCAGCAACUCCUGUAUCACUUCCGCCUCCUAAAUCUGCACCAGUGGUGACUCCAUUGGCUCCGCCACCUCAGACUCCACCGCCACUGCCACCCCCGAGGCCUCCCGUUUCGGCCCCAGUGGAGCCUGGGCAGUCCCUCUAA